Prosopis cineraria is the source of this 2635-nucleotide messenger RNA. RefSeq names its product protein CNGC15c-like. Lineage: Eukaryota; Viridiplantae; Streptophyta; Magnoliopsida; Fabales; Fabaceae. The record is from RefSeq and is a predicted model, not a curated record. Gene Ontology annotation, biological process: potassium ion transport; transmembrane transport. Gene Ontology annotation, cellular component: membrane. Gene Ontology annotation, molecular function: protein binding; voltage-gated potassium channel activity.
UUCAUAUAUCUCUCUCUCUCCAAACUCCAAGGCUAAGCUCUUCGGUUGGUCACACCAUCAUGGCCCUGCUUCUCUGGCUCUGCCUCAUAUAUGUUGAUUAUUUCUUUCUCGCUUGUCAUCCUUCAAAGUCAUACCUGCUUUGGCUUCUCUCCUCCCCCCUCCCCCUCUCAAUCUCCCAUUUUUAAAGGGAGAUUGACAAGACACCCCGGGAACUCCGACUUCUCGUAUUCCUCUCUUGAACUCCCUCUCUUUUCUCCCCAAAAUGACUCAGUUUCUGUGUGUUUAGAUUCCUAUUAUCACCUGAGGUUGAACUGGUCUUGUCAUACAUGCUAAUGGUAAAGACUUGAGGUGCAAAUGGAAGCAGUUGUAUAUUUGCAGAGGAAUGCCUGGGAGUCUGUCUCGCUUCAGCUCAUGCAGCUUCCCUGUUUGUUGGAAUACCUAUUUAUUUCAUUGAUUUAAGAGAAGUUGACACUUCUGAAAGAAAAAUAUGGGCUUUGGAAAUACAAGAUCCGUAAGAUUUCAAGAUGAUCUUGAACAAGCAAAAAUCCCCGUGACUAACAGUGACAACGGGAUCAAAGUAAAAUACAACAUUGAUGGAGUACAAAUACCCGAGCCUAGCAGCACCAAAAUGGCUCAGAAGAAUGAAACAGGGAAGACUGGGAAGUUCUUGAGAGGCAGAGUAUUGUCAAGGGUAUUCUCAGAGGAUUACGAAAGAGUGAAAAGAAAAAUACUAGAUCCUCGAGGACAAACCAUUCACCGAUGGAACAAGAUUUUCUUGGUGGCAUGUUUAAUAUCUUUGUUUGUGGACCCCCUCUUCUUUUACUUGCCAGUAGUUCAAGAUGAAGUGUGCAUUGAGAUUGGAAUAACACCUGAAGUUAUCCUCACAGUCAUUAGAACAGUUGCAGAUUUCUUUUACAUGUUUCAGAUUUUCAUGAAGUUUCGUACAGCUUAUGUUGCGCCUUCCUCUCGAGUAUUUGGGAGAGGAGAACUUGUUAUCGAUUCUUCUAAGAUUGCAUUUAGGUACUUCAGGAAGAGUUUCUGGUUAGACUUUGUUGCUGCUCUGCCUCUUCCACAGGUGUUAAUUUGGCUUGUCAUCCCCUUCCUCAGGGGUUCUACCAUGGCAAAUACAAAAAAUGUUCUUCGAUUCAUCAUCAUCUUUCAGUAUCUCCCUAGGCUGUUUCUCAUUUUCCCACUUUCAUCAAUUGUAAAGGCUACUGGAGUUGUAACGGAAACAGCAUGGGCUGGUGCUGCUUACAACCUGAUGCUUUACAUGUUGGCAAGCCAUGGUUUAGGUGCUAUGUGGUAUCUUCUAUCAAUUGAGCGACAGGAAGCAUGCUGGAGAAGUGUUUGUGAUCAGGAGAAGUCAUAUUGUCAAUAUGGAUAUUUUGACUGCCACAGGGUCAACGAAGCCAGUAGGGUCGCCUGGUUUAUUGCAAGUAAUGUCACAAAUUUAUGCUCACCUGAUGUCAACUUUUAUCCAUUUGGCAUAUAUGGUGAUGCGGUGACUUCUGAAGUCACAAGCUCACCAUUCUUUAACAAGUAUUUCUACUGUCUUUGGUGGGGCUUAAGAAAUCUGAGUUCUUUAGGACAGGAUCUUCUCACUAGCACUUUUGUUGGAGAAAUAAUGUUUGCCAUUGUAGUUGCAACCCUUGGAUUGGUUCUUUUUGCCUUGCUUAUUGGUAAUAUGCAGACAUACCUUCAAUCAACAACCGUCCGCUUAGAAGAGUGGAGGGUCAAAAGAACUGAUACAGAACAAUGGAUGCAUCACAGACAGCUACCUUCGGAACUAAGACUAGCCGUAAGGAAGUAUGAUCAAUAUAAAUGGUUGGCCACCCGAGGAGUUGAUGAAGAGGCUCUUCUCAAAGGACUUCCAGUGGAUCUUCGAAGAGACAUCAAGCGCCACCUUUGCCUCGACCUUGUCCGAGGAGUCCCAUUAUUUGACCAAAUGGAUGAGAGGAUGCUAGAUGCAAUAUGUGAAAGGCUGAAACCUGCAUUGUGCACCGAGGGCACCUAUCUUGUUCGCGAGGGCGAUCCAGUGGAUGAAAUGCUCUUCAUAAUAAGAGGCCAUCUGGAUUCCUACACCACCAACGGCGGCCGAACCGGGUUCUUCAAUUCAUGCCGGAUUGGUCCGGGCGAUUUCUGCGGCGAGGAAAUACUGACAUGGGCAUUGGACCCUCGACCGAGUGUCAUACUUCCAUCUUCCACUAGAACAGUGAAGGCCAUCUCCGAAGUAGAAGCUUUUGCGCUUAUGUCAGAGGACCUCAAGUUUGUAGCGUCUCAGUUCAGAAGGCUGCACAGUAAACAGCUGAGGCACAAGUUCAAGUUUUACUCGCACCAGUGGCGAACAUGGGCUGCAUGUUUCGUCCAAGCUGCAUGGAGGAGGUAUAAGAAGAGGAAGGAACUUGCUGGACUGAGGGCUAAAAUGAACCAAACUGAUGAUGCUGAGCCUGAAACACCAAAUUCUGGCUCGUCAGGCUUAGUCGCAUAUGGAUCGAGUAAGGGUAGGAGCACCGGAAAAGGGGUUAAUAUGUGUUCUGAGGCAGCUUCUGGGGUUGUAAGCUCUCUGCAGAAGCCUGAAGAACCAGACUUUACUGUUGAUGAGUAAUAAAUAACAAGUGUAUAUUGUUUUAAUUAA